Salarias fasciatus (jewelled blenny) is the source of this 1579-nucleotide messenger RNA. RefSeq names its product protein C-ets-1-like. The record is from RefSeq and is a predicted model, not a curated record. Gene Ontology annotation, cellular component: nucleus. Gene Ontology annotation, biological process: regulation of transcription by RNA polymerase II; cell differentiation. Gene Ontology annotation, molecular function: DNA-binding transcription factor activity, RNA polymerase II-specific; sequence-specific DNA binding. Lineage: Eukaryota; Metazoa; Chordata; Actinopteri; Blenniiformes; Blenniidae.
AACGUGGACGGUGAACGAGUUCAGUCUGAAGAAUGUGGACUUUGAUAAAUUCGGCAUGAAUGGAGCCAGCCUGUGUGCAAUGGGGAAAGACCGCUUCUUAGACUUAGCACCUGAUUUUGUGGGUGACAUCCUCUGGGAACAUUUAGAAAUGCUCCAGAAAGAGGAUACAAAGCAUUACCCCAUCAAUGGAUUGACCUCCAACUUCCAGGAAUCUCGCUAUACCUCAGACUAUUUUGUCAGCUACGGCGUGGAGCAUGCUCAGUGCGUCCCUCCGUCUGAAUACUCAGAGCCGGGCUUCAUCACGGAGUCCUACCAGACGCUUCACCCCAUCAGCUCGGAGGAACUGCUGACUCUCAAGUAUGAGAGCGUACCUGCCGUCAUCCUCCGAGACACGGCCCUCAACUCCAUGCAGGGCGACUAUUUUUCCAUCAAGCAGGAGGUCGUCUCCCCUGACAACAUGUGUGUGGGACGCCUGAGUAGAGGUAAGCUCGGUGGACAGGACUCCUUUGAGAGCAUCGAGAGCUUCGAGAGCUGUGACCGGCUGACCCAGUCGUGGAGCAGCCAGUCUUCGUUCAGCAGUCUGCAGCGGGUACCGUCGUACGACAGCUUCGACUCGGAGGACUACCCCACCGCUUUGCAUGGCCACAAGCCCAAGGGCACCUUCAAAGACUAUGUGAGGGAGCGCUCAGACCUCAGCAAGGACAAGCCCGUCAUCCCGGCAGCAGCACUGGCAGGAUACACAGGCAGCGGCCCCAUCCAGCUGUGGCAGUUUCUCCUGGAGCUGCUGACCGACAAGUCCUGCCAGUCCUUCAUCAGCUGGACAGGCGAUGGCUGGGAGUUUAAGCUCUCUGACCCUGAUGAGGUCGCUCGGAGGUGGGGCAAGAGAAAAAACAAGCCCAAGAUGAAUUAUGAGAAGCUGAGCCGUGGCCUACGCUACUACUACGACAAGAACAUCAUCCACAAGACGUCUGGGAAGCGCUACGUCUACCGCUUUGUCUGUGACUUGAAAAGCCUGCUGGGCUACACUCCCGAGGAGCUGCACGCCAUGCUGGACGUAAAGCCCGACACGGACGAGUGAAACGGAACCGCCAGGAGGAAGCCAGAGACAAAAAUAUGAGGAGCCGCACGGACCGAGGCUCGUAAAGUGGUCUUAACUGUUUGAUAGAGUCGGUUAACCAUUUUCUUGGGGACCAAAAAUGUUUUUAAUGACUAAGUGUGGUCUUUGUUACCUUCGAGCUCCGUGUCUCAGACCAGAUUUUAGCAAAAGAAGAAGGCAGAAGCCAAAAACCUGUAUUCCUACCCUGUCGCAUUUGAGGAGAGUGCGACUGUGUGCGAGUGUGUGUGCGAGAGAGAAGAGAUAUAUAAUGGUAUUAAUUAGUAGCUCAAGGCAGAAGAAGCGCUAUCGGGUAGAGUUCAGGUUUUUUUUUUUUCUGAGUAGCAGAGAAAGCCGAGACACAGUGUGAGAGAACCGAGAAAAAGCAAAAUAAAGUGAUUCAUUUCAUUGCUGGGGCUAAACGGAAAGCGGCGGAAGGUUUCCGCGAAGACAACGGUUGCCAAAAUGUAAAAAAAAAAAAAAAAA